Molecule: messenger RNA, 1641 nt
Organism: Fusarium proliferatum ET1
Lineage: Eukaryota; Fungi; Ascomycota; Sordariomycetes; Hypocreales; Nectriaceae
Exons: 2
Coding region: 1-1641 (546 amino acids)
Biological process (GO): protein targeting to membrane; peptidyl-L-cysteine S-palmitoylation
Cellular component (GO): Golgi apparatus; endoplasmic reticulum
Molecular function (GO): protein-cysteine S-palmitoyltransferase activity
Source: RefSeq, a predicted model, not a curated record
AUGGCGACAGCUCGGAGAUGGGCGCGCAAGGUCGAGCGUUGCUGUUGUACUUUUGCGACGUACUUUCCACUGGCUUUCGUUUACGGUCUAACAUCAUGGGCGGUUUGGGUGGUUGUGUGUAUUGGUAAUGCCAGCAGGAAAAGCAGUUGGAUAGGCACCGGUUCUUCGGUAAUAGGCGUUGUACUUUACAUCAUGCUCAACUGGUGCUACACUACCGCUGUCUUUACACCUCCCGGCUCGACGACGAACGAUAUGGGUUAUGGACUCCUUCCGACGCAAAAUACGCCGCAGGGCACUUCCUUUACCGUCAAGAGUAACGGCGAGUUUCGGUUCUGCAAGAAGUGUCAGGCUCGCAAGCCUGAUCGGGCGCACCACUGCUCGACAUGUCGACGAUGUGUUCUAAAGAUGGAUCACCACUGCCCUUGGUUAGCAACAUGUAUCGGCCUACGCAACCACAAGGCAUUCCUCCUGUUCCUCAUUUAUACGACUGUGUUCUGCUUCUGGUCAUUCGCGGUCAGCGGAUCGUGGGUUUGGUACGAGGCGCUGGAUGAUCAGGAAUACAUCGAUACUUUCCUGCCCGUCAACUUUAUCAUGUUGAGCGUCAUCAGUGGAAUUAUUGGUCUCGUUGUGGGUGCUUUUACAGGAUGGCAUAUUCAUCUGGCUCGUUGUGGACAAACUACGAUCGAGUGUCUCGAAAAGACACGAUACCUGUCGCCCUUGCGCAAAACCUAUAACUCUGCUCACAACCCCGCCAACAACGUACCGGAAGCUGCUCGCCAUUUCGUCGACUUUCACACAAAUGCACUGCCUGGUAUCACUCGACCUGAAGAGGGCGAGGAGCGACGGUCGUACCCACCUGAUGGUUCUCACCCUGUUCAGCUUUCAUACGCUCAGCGAGAACGAGAACAACGACAACGGCGAUAUGAGGAGUAUCUCGACGAACAGGACUCUGAGAAGCUCCCCAAUGUCUUUGAUCUUGGCUGGAAACGCAACUUGUUACAUCUGUUUGGACCUACACCUGCGCUUUGGUUCUUCCCUGUGUCCAACACAACAGGAGAUGGCUGGACAUGGGAGGCUAGCAGCAAAUGGCUUGAGGCGCGGGACCGACUUAAGGCUGAGCGAGAACAACAACGGGCUCGCGAGGUUAACGCCGGUUGGGGAUCCGCAGAUGAUAUUCCUGAUGUCCCCGAACGACCUACUGGUGCAGGACGGCAUUUCACCCCAGGACCAAAGCUCGCAGGACCUAAGACGAUGAGUAAGGCUGAUCGAGUUCUGGGCCGCGAUCCUAACCUAUACGCCGACGCAACACAAAACGUACCCAUGAGUCGUCUCAGCCCUCGAGGUCGAACAGUGGACGACGAGCUUGCAGACUUGGACAGUGAUAAUGACGAUGGCUUCAUCGACACGAAUAACCCAGAGCCAGAAAAUGGCAAGCUGAGUCCAAGCUUCACAUCAGAAGCUCAACGUCGUGACGACGCUGAGGCUCGCGCUCUUGAAGUCGUUACUAACGGUAACUGGGGCCGCGGCGGAGCGAGCGGCAUGCUUCGAAAGGGAAGCUCACAGAGCAGCCCCCUUAGCAGAACACCCAGCAACAUCAGCCGUUCAGGGACACCAAAGUUCCAAGACGAGGGUGUGGAUUAG